This is a messenger RNA of Paramecium sonneborni, 717 nucleotides long. NCBI's taxonomy places the organism in Eukaryota, Ciliophora, Oligohymenophorea, Peniculida, Parameciidae. The record is from the annotation of a GenBank genome assembly.
AUGAAAAUUAAUAAUAAUAUUCCAAACUAUCUCAAAUUACCUCAUAUUGGACAUUAAUGGAAAUUUUUGAAAAAUAUAGAAUUGACUACAUUUACAAAUAGUAGUAUGGAAUAAUCAUGCAAAAACAAUAACAGCAGUUUAAUGACUAAUAGUAAUAUAUGUCCUAAUCGAACUUAGUAUGAAGAAACCCCUUAAAAUAAGAAAAGAAAAUUAGCAAAAAGUUAAACAAUAGAUAUCAAAUAAUAAUUAGAUUAAAUUGAUUCAGUAAAAGAAUCUAAUAGUGGGCAAGUAAAAAAAAUAGCAGAAAAUCUAAUAAAACAAUAUGAUAAUUUAUAAGUCAAUGAUAAAAAGAAGAAUACUUUAAUGAUUAAAAAAUAAUUAUCCUAAUAAAAUUAAACAAAUCAAAAACUUUAUAUUGAAAAAUGCUAAUCAUUAUAUUAAUAAUAAAAUGAAACAAAAUAAAAUACAAAGCAAUAGGAACCAAAUGAAAUUAAUUAAUUUACAUAACUUUUUUAGUUAAUUUAAAAUUAAGGAUAGAAUAAAGUUAAGAAAAGAAAAUGCCAAAUUAACUUUUUUAAGAAAAGUUCAUCAAUGGAUAACAUAAAUGUAGUAGAAUAGCAAAAAAAGAUUACAAAAUUACUUUUAUAAUCGAAAAUUAGGAUCAAGCCUAAGUUCUCUCCGACUAUUAAUAUCUAGGAUCUCCUGUUGAAAAAUUGA